Molecule: messenger RNA, 2134 nt
Organism: Raphanus sativus (radish)
Lineage: Eukaryota; Viridiplantae; Streptophyta; Magnoliopsida; Brassicales; Brassicaceae
Product: protein NRT1/ PTR FAMILY 2.11
Exons: 4
Coding region: 98-1936 (612 amino acids)
Biological process (GO): transmembrane transport
Cellular component (GO): plasma membrane
Molecular function (GO): transmembrane transporter activity
Source: RefSeq, a predicted model, not a curated record
AAGAUGAAGAAAGAUGAGUCAUCAUUAGCCUUUGAGACAACAAUAACAUAUACAAAAUAAAGGAAGCACAACUUGUUACUGUAUUAGUUAUAGUAAUAUGGAGAGAAAGCCUCUUGAAGUCGAGUCCACGGAUCACCAAAAACCUUCCUCCGCCGUGUACAAUGGCCCUGUUACGGCGGUUGAUUCUGUUCAAGAAGAAGUUCAGGAGACAAAAGUGGUUUACAGAGGCUGGAAAGUCAUGCCUUUCAUCAUUGGAAACGAGACAUUUGAGAAACUUGGGAUCAUUGGAACACUAUCAAACCUUCUUGUUUACUUAACUGCUGUCUUCAACAUGAAGAGUAUCACAGCUGCAACAAUCAUCAAUGCCUUUAGUGGCACAAUCAACUUUGGAACCUUCGUUGCUGCUUUCCUCUGCGACACUUACUUCGGUCGUUACAAGACACUAACCGUCGCGGUCAUCGCAUGUUUUCUUGGAUCACUUGUGAUACUACUAACUGCUGCAGUGCCACAACUACAUCCAGCUCCAUGUGGAACAGCCCUCACAUGUACAGGACCAAGUGGUGGCCAGAUAGCGUUUCUACUAAUGGGUCUAGCCUUUCUUGUAGUGGGAGCAGGUGGGAUUAGACCGUGUAAUCUUGCUUUCGGUGCUGAUCAGUUUAACCCAAAAAGCGAGUCAGGGAAAAGAGGGAUUGAUAGUUUCUUCAACUGGUACUUCUUCACCUUCACGCUAGCGCAAAUCUUGUCUCUGACACUUGUUGUCUACAUCCAGUCUAACGUCAGUUGGACCAUCGGUUUAACCAUCCCGGUCGUGUUAAUGUUCUUGGCCUGCGUGAUCUUCUUUGCGGGUGAUAAGUUGUAUGUGAAGAUCAAAGCCUCAGGUAGUCCAUUGGCUAGUAUAGCUCAAGUUAUAACGGUUGCAAUCAAGAAACGUGGGUUAAAGCAUGUGAAGCAGCCUUGGCUUAACCUUUACAAUUACUACCCACCAAAGUACGCAAACUCCAAGCUCAAGUACACUGACCAGUUCAGGUUUCUUGACAAGGCAGCCAUCUUGGCUCCUGAAGACAAGUUGGAGGCUGAUGGAAAGCCUGUGGAUCCAUGGAAGCUAUCUACAAUGCAACAAGUUGAAGAAGUGAAGUGCAUUGUGAGAGUGCUUCCUAUAUGGUUUGCUUCGUCGAUCUAUUACUUGACCAUCACGCAACAAAUGACUUAUCCCGUCUUCCAAGCCCUCCAGAGCGAUCGUAGCUUAGGCUCUGGAGGGUUUGUGGUUCCCGCAGCAACCUAUGUUGUCUUCUUGAUGACAGGAAUGACUGUUUUCAUCAUAAUCUACGACCGCGUCCUCGUGCCUACCUUAAGAAGAAUCACCGGUCUAGACACCGGGAUCACGCUCUUGCAGAGGAUUGGAACCGGGAUCUUCUUCGCCUUUUUGAGCUUGAUAGUCUCUGGCUUCGUCGAGGAAAGGAGGAGAAACUUCGCCUUGACUAAACCAACACUCGGUAUGGCGCCACGGAAGGGAGAGAUCUCCUCAAUGUCAGCAAUGUGGCUGAUACCGCAGCUCACACUGGCUGGUAUAGCCGAGGCAUUUGGAGCCAUUGGACAGAUGGAGUUUUACUACAAGCAGUUCCCUGAGAACAUGAGGAGUUUCGCUGGCUCCAUCUUUUACGUAGGAGGAGGAGUUUCCAGUUACCUCGGUAGCUUCUUGAUUGCGACGGUUCACAGGACGACGCAGAACUCGGCCGGUGGUAACUGGUUGGCUGAAGAUUUGAACAAAGGAAGAUUGGAUUUGUUUUACUUCAUGAUCGCUGGAAUCUUGGCGGUUAAUUUUGCUUACUUCUUGGUGAUGUCAAGAUGGUAUAGGUACAAAGGAAGUGACGAUGAAGUGACAACUUAUGAAACCAAUGGUGAUAUGGUCAAACAACAAGACAAGAACAAAGUCUAGUGGGUCAAUGUGGUUUCUCAUCUUCUUGAAGCUUUUACACUUAGUUUUUGGUCAGCUUCAAUCCCUUUUUUUGCACUUUCUUUGAAUAAGCUAAGCUAGUAAUCGUAUACUUGUUGUAGCUCUUUUUUUUCUAUCAUUGUGGAGAAAAAGGAUAUGAUAAAUGUGUUACACAAUAACAAUUUGUCUUUUUGCAUUUAA